GUAGCAGAUGCAGUUUGGAACUUUACUAGAUUCCCCUGAACGCCUCACUUUACACAAGCGGUGACAGUCUGGCGAAGCUCCGUAACUCGCAGCACCGCGAAGACCAACUGAAGCAACAUCCCUCAUCUGCAGCUUCUUUACAUCAUGGACGGGAAACAAAUCAUCAACUUUGGAGCUGGACCUGCCAAACUACCUCAGUCUGUGCUGCUUCAAGCUCAGAAGGAGCUUCUUAGCUACGGUGGCCUUGGGAUCAGUGUUCUUGAGAUGAGCCAUCGAUCAGCAGAUUUCAACAAAAUCAUCAACAAGUCAGAGAGUCUGCUUCGAGAAUUGUUAGAUAUCCCAAACAACUACAAGGUGUUGUUUCUGCAGGGCGGGGGCUCUGGACAGUUCAGUGGCGUUCCCCUCAACCUGAUAGGUCUAAAAGAGGACAGGUGCGCCGACUACCUGGUGACCGGCACGUGGUCAGCUAAAGCUGCAAAAGAAGCAGAGAAAUAUGGCAAAGUCAACAUCAUCCACCCGAAACUGGACAGUUACACGAAAAUUCCCGACCCCAGCAGCUGGACCCUGAACCCAUCCGCAUCGUACGUGUACUACUGCUGCAACGAGACGGUCCACGGUGUGGAGUACAACUUCACGCCUGAAACCAACGGCGUGGUCCUUGUCAGCGACAUGUCCUCCAACUUCCUGUCACGGCCCGUAGAUGUAUCAAAGUUUGGGCUCAUUUUUGCUGGCGCCCAGAAGAACGUAGGUUGCGCCGGCGUUACAGUGGUCAUCGUGCGAGAAGACCUGCUGGGCCACGCCCUAAAGGAGUGCCCCAUUGUGCUGGACUACAAGGUGCAGGCUGACAUGAACUCCCUCUACAACACUCCUCCAUGUUUUAGCAUCUACAUCAUGGGUCUGGUUCUGGAGUGGAUCAAGAAUAACGGAGGUAGCGCUGCCAUGGAAACACUCAACAAGCAGAAGUCCUCCAUGAUUUAUGACAUCAUCAACUCUUCAAAUGGUUUUUAUGUAUGUCCUGUGGACGCUGCGUGUCGGAGCCGCAUGAACGUGCCUUUUCGUGUUGGGAAGAAAGAAGGAGAUGAGUCUUUGGAGAAGUUGUUUCUGGAGGGUGCAGCCAAGCGUGGAAUGAUUUCACUGAAAGGACACAGGUCAGUGGGAGGAAUGCGUGCAUCCUUGUACAACGCUGUAACUCUGGAGGACACUGCAGCCCUUGCAGACUUCAUGAGAAGUUUCCUCAAAGAGCACCAGUAAACUAACAGCACUUAAAAGCACAAGUUGUCACUUUGUUUUGGAAGAUUUUCAAAGUAAAUGUUGAAAUUUAAUGUAUUGAAAACGGUUAUGAAUUAUUCUCAAUGGACUAACCCCACUAAUUCCAAAUUAGUCUUAUUUACGUAUGUUUUAUGUAGCAGAUUGCUUUAUUUUUGUUGACUAAUACUAUUUUAGGUCCUGGUACUUACAUUACAAUAAAUGUACUUUGGAAAUGUUCUU
Xiphophorus maculatus (southern platyfish) is the source of this 1488-nucleotide messenger RNA. RefSeq names its product phosphoserine aminotransferase 1 (gene psat1). Gene Ontology annotation, biological process: L-serine biosynthetic process. NCBI's taxonomy places the organism in Eukaryota, Metazoa, Chordata, Actinopteri, Cyprinodontiformes, Poeciliidae. The transcript is spliced from 9 exons. The record is from RefSeq and is a predicted model, not a curated record. The coding region runs from base 145 to 1251 and encodes 368 amino acids. Gene Ontology annotation, cellular component: cytoplasm. Gene Ontology annotation, molecular function: O-phospho-L-serine:2-oxoglutarate transaminase activity; pyridoxal phosphate binding.